AUGAAGUCUUUCACUCUUGCUUCUGCCCUCCUCGCCGCUGCGGCCGUUGCCCAGCCCCACGGCAGCCCUCACGGAAUCCACCACCGCCGUCAUCACCAGAACGACAAGCGUGACGUUGUCACCGAGGUCGAGUGGGUGACUGAGGUCGAGUACGUUACCAAGAUGGUUGAUGCCACCACCACCGUCUGGGUCCGUCCCGAUACUGAGCCUACUGUUGCUCCUGAGGUCCCCGAGACCACUGCCCCCAAGCCUGCUGCCCCCAAGAAGGAGAAGAAGCCUGCUCCUCCUCCUGUCCCUACCACUACUUUGGUCACCAGCGUCUACACUCCCCCUCCCCCUCCUGAGACUACCUCCGAGGCCGAGAUCGUUGCUGAGCCUACCUCUGAGGAGGUUGCCCCCGUUGAGCCCACCACUCAGGCACCUGAGCCUACUGUUGCUCCUGCACCCAAGCCUGUUACUCAAGCCCCUAAGCCUGUCGUCAAGGCCCCCAAGAAGGAGGUCAAGACCGAGCCUGAGGCCGAGCCCGCGACUGAGACUGAGGCUCCUGUUGUCGCUCCUGUUCAGCAGGAGAAGGCUGCUAAGCCCGCCGGUGGAUCCUCAGGCGGCAGCUCCGCCGCCAAGCAAGGAGAGUUCACUUACUAUGACAUCGGACAAGGUGCUUGCGGUGAGGACGACUCUGGCAAGGAUGACUCUAUCAACAUUGUUGCCCUCUCCCACCUUCUCAUGGGUACCGAGUCCAACAGCAACCCCAUGUGCGGCAAGACCAUCUCCAUCAAGGCCAAUGGCAAGACUGUUCAGGCUACCGUUAAGGAUAAGUGCAUGGGUUGUGCCGUUAACGACAUCGAUGUGAGCCGCAAGGUCUACAACGAGAUCUGGGGCAGCCUCGACUCUGGCCGUUCUGAGGUUGAGUGGUGGUUCAACUAA
Molecule: messenger RNA, 924 nt
Organism: Fusarium sp. VM40
Lineage: Eukaryota; Fungi; Ascomycota; Sordariomycetes; Hypocreales; Nectriaceae
Source: the annotation of a GenBank genome assembly